CUCUUCGUGCACUUAAUCUCACUCUCUUGGACGGCGAGACUUCUCUCGAUUUUCUCUCUCCCUCAAUCUCACUCACUCUGCUAGUUCAAGCAAUAUGAGCUCAUCAAGAAGUUAGCCUUAGGGGGCAUGUGAGCGUGAUACAAGCAGUAAAUCGUAUGUGCAAGUGCUGUAAUCGAGACGAUAUAAAUCGGGCAUGCGAGCACCGUAAUCAGUUGGAUUGUUCGGACCACCAUGAUACGGGCAGUAAUAGUGAUGAAUACUCAGGGCAAGCCUCGUUUUGCUAAGUUCUAUGAUUUUCAGCCUGUAGAGAAGCAGCAGGAUCUCAUUCGCAGCGUCUACGGAGUACUCUCCAGUCGAGCUGAAAACGUCAGCAAUUUCGUGGAGGCCGAGUCCAUCUUUGGUYCGGACUCUCGUCUUGUAUACAAACACUUUGCAACCCUUUAUUUCGUGUUUGUAUUUAACGGCUCUGAGAAUGAGCUUGCCAUGCUUGACCUGAUUCAAGUUUUUGUAGAAACAUUGGACAAGUGUUUCAAAAAUGUAUGUGAGCUUGACUUAGUGUACAAUUAUAGCAAGAUGCAUACUAUUUUGGAUGAAAUCAUUUCUGGUGGCCAAGUGCUAGAGACUAGUUCUUCUGAAGUGAUGAAGGCAGUUGAAGAAAUAUCGAAGUUAGAGACAAACUCAAAUGCUAUCAACUUCGUCUCCAAAACGGUCUCGGGUUGGCGGGGUUGAGUUUGUUGGUUUAAGCGAGCUCGUUAAACAAUUUGGAAUGUAUUCUUUUGAUGCCUCGUCUUCAAAUUUUCUCUUGAUCCGUUGAUUUUAAUUGAUUACUUGGAUUGACAAGUCACCAUUUAUCUUAUUUGAAGACACAUUUUGA
Molecule: messenger RNA, 874 nt
Organism: Momordica charantia (bitter melon)
Lineage: Eukaryota; Viridiplantae; Streptophyta; Magnoliopsida; Cucurbitales; Cucurbitaceae
Source: RefSeq, a predicted model, not a curated record